This is a messenger RNA of Funneliformis mosseae, 309 nucleotides long. Lineage: Eukaryota; Fungi; Glomeromycota; Glomeromycetes; Glomerales; Glomeraceae. The record is from the annotation of a GenBank genome assembly.
AUGUCAAAUAAUAAUAUUUCUAUUGAAGAAUAUAAUUCAUUACCGACUAAAAAAGAAACUGUAGCAGCGCAAUCAAACACUGCAAUUUCUGUUGCAGCAAUAACAGAAGCUCUUGAAACUAUUUCAUUAAUGACGGAAAACAACAGAAACAUCAGCGGCCCUACUAACAAUACCAACAAGAACAGCAUUUUAUUUUACUUCAAAACGUGCCAUUGGAAGUUAUGUUCCUUGAGCACAUGGAGCAAGGGAAUGUCCAAAUGUACGAGAAGAGUAUCUUACUGCUUGCUUCAAUGUCGAAUUGCUAGUUAA